Molecule: messenger RNA, 1592 nt
Organism: Abrus precatorius (Indian licorice)
Lineage: Eukaryota; Viridiplantae; Streptophyta; Magnoliopsida; Fabales; Fabaceae
Product: glycylpeptide N-tetradecanoyltransferase 1
Exons: 2
Coding region: 151-1458 (435 amino acids)
Biological process (GO): N-terminal peptidyl-glycine N-myristoylation
Cellular component (GO): cytoplasm
Molecular function (GO): glycylpeptide N-tetradecanoyltransferase activity
Source: RefSeq, a predicted model, not a curated record
AGGGAGACGAUAAACACACACUCAUCCUUCCUUCGUUUCCCCCAAUGCUUUCCACACGCAUCAGAUAGAUACUCACGCAAUUCCACUCCCAACAACAAAAGCAACCCAUAUUCUCAAUCCACACUCGUUUGGAAAUUUUGAUAAUUGAAUAUGGGUGAUAGCAGUUCUCCAUCUGGGUCUCCAAAAGCAAAACCAGAUUCUGUGGUGGAUGGAGACUCGGUGGUUUCCAAGGGUGAUGCAUCGUUGGAAACCAUUGUGCAAAGUUUCCAAGAUUCAAUGUCUCUUGGAAAGAGACAUAAGUUCUGGGAAACUCAGCCUGUUGGGCAAUACAAGGAUGUUGGGGACACAAGCUUGCCUGAAGGGCCCAUUGAGCCCCCAACACCUUUGUCUGAGGUCAAGCAGGAACCUUAUAACCUUCCAAGUGCUUAUGAGUGGACCACAUGUGACAUGGAAUCUGAAGAAAUUUGUGAAGAGGUUUACACUCUGCUGAAGAAUAAUUAUGUUGAGGAUGAUGAGAACAUGUUUAGGUUCAACUAUUCCAAGGAGUUCCUAAGCUGGGCAUUACGUGUGCCCGGUUAUUACCGGAGCUGGCACAUUGGUGUUCGGGCAAAAGCAUCGAAGAAGUUGGUUGCUUUCAUUAGUGGUGUCCCUGCCAGAAUCAGGGUUAAUAAGGAGGUUGUGAAGAUGGCAGAGAUCAAUUUCUUGUGUGUUCAUAAGAAGCUUAGGUCAAAGAGGCUUGCCCCUGUUAUGAUCAAGGAAGUCACCAGGAGGGUUCAUUUGGAGAAUAUCUGGCAAGCUGCUUAUACAGCUGGAGUUGUUCUUCCAACGCCAAUAACAACUUGUCAGUAUUGGCAUAGGUCGUUGAAUCCAAAGAAGCUUAUUGAUGUUGGGUUUUCAAGGCUUGGUGCUAGGAUGACAAUGAGCCGCACUAUAAAACUUUACAAGUUACCUGAUGCACCAGUUACUCCUGGAUUCAGGAAAAUGGAGCUUCGGGAUGUCCCUGCUGUUACUCGGCUGCUUAGGAACUACUUGAGCCAGUUUGUUGUUGCACCUGAUUUUGAUGAAAAUGAUGUUGAGCAUUGGCUUCUUCCCAAUGAGAAUGUGGUGGAUAGUUUCUUGGUGGAGAGUCCAGAGAAUCAUGAGAUCACAGACUUCUGCAGCUUCUAUACUCUUCCUUCUUCUAUCCUUGGAAAUCAAACUUACUCCAUUUUGAAAGCUGCUUAUUCCUAUUAUAAUGUCUCCACCAAAAUUCCACUGCCUCAGUUGAUGAAUGAUGCGCUAAUUGUGGCAAAGCAAAAGGAUUUUGAUGUUUUCAAUGCCUUGGAUGUAAUGCACAAUGAGAGUUUCCUCAAAGAUCUCAAGUUUGGACCAGGAGAUGGACAGCUUCACUACUACUUGUACAAUUAUAGGAUUCGUAAUGCUUUGAAACCAUCAGAACUUGGGCUUGUGCUCUUGUAACUGGCAAAACCAUUCAUUUGUUUUGUUUUUAUUAGCUUUCUGUUUCAACAUUAUUUCUUGUUCCUUUAAAAUAUUGGCAAUUAACAUACUUGGUUAGCAGGGAAUGUUAGAGCCCCCUCUUGGCGUACUUUUUU